AUGGGGAAUAGUAAAUCCUCUAUAAAAAAGAAACCUCAAGAUUUUCGAUACAUUAACGGCAGGCGAUAUCAUAAUGAGGAAACUGCUUCCUACUUACUAUCCUCGGAUAUAGAGGAAAUCGACAGGCAGCAACUACAACAUUAUUGUUUUAAACACAUUUUCAAGUGUAAUAUGUCAGCUCCCGUAGAAAAUAUGCUAAUAGAAGGAUCCAGAGUGUUGGAUGUUGGAUGCGGCACGGGAAUAUGGGUAUUGGAAUUAUCUUCUAAAUAUGAGAAUUCGGAAUUCUUUGGAGUGGAUAUGUCACCUGUGUUCCCAUCCCAAAUAAAACCGUUCAACUCUAACUUUAUUAAGGCCAACGUGCUGGACGGAUUGCCUUUCCCCUCAAAUGAGUUCGAUUACGUGCAUCUCUCAUUCCUGAAUGCCUCUUUUACCGAUGACCAAUGGCAGAAUAUUGUGAUACCCGAACUAAUCCGCGUUCUCAAACCUAAUGGAUGGCUAGAAUUUUACGAGGUUGACAUUAUUCAAUUAAAUGGCGGUCCAUUAAUCGAACGCAUUAGCAAAAGUUUACAAAAAUUAUGCCACAGUGCCAGCAUAAACCCGAGAUUACCAAAUCUAUUUAAACAAUGGUUAACACCACACGAGUGUCUCAAAGAUAUUGAAGAAAUCGUCGCGUAUCCCUUCUUAGGAAAAUGGAAUGGUAAAAUAGUAGAUGAACUUGAAAUUAAUAAUGACUAUCCAGGGAAAUGCGAUGAUAAUUAUGACACGGGAUGCGAAAAUAUCGAUAAUGAUUUCCCAAUAAAAAAAUCCAAUGUAAAAAGCAAAUAUGAAGUAGAGCUUGGAAUUUUACUUAAGGAAGUCAUUAAAAUGUAUUAUACUUUAGAUGCUGAAAAUUUAUCAAUGUGUAUGGGGACUUCCAAAGAGGUGUUUUUGGAAAUGCUGGAGGAGUGUUUCGAGCAGGAAAUGUCGGAAUAUGACACAAGAAUGAAAUUUAUGAGGGUCGUGUGUAGAAAAGACAAAACCGUUAAGAAUUAA
Acaulospora morrowiae is the source of this 1032-nucleotide messenger RNA. The record is from the annotation of a GenBank genome assembly. Lineage: Eukaryota; Fungi; Glomeromycota; Glomeromycetes; Diversisporales; Acaulosporaceae.